This is a messenger RNA of Fomitopsis serialis, 2094 nucleotides long. RefSeq lists its product as uncharacterized. Lineage: Eukaryota; Fungi; Basidiomycota; Agaricomycetes; Polyporales; Fomitopsidaceae. The record is from RefSeq and is a predicted model, not a curated record. The coding region runs from base 241 to 1602 and encodes 453 amino acids. The transcript has 3 exons.
CAUUCAUGCAACCUGUACAUGUACAACCGACUAAGUAGCCCCUUCCGGUCUUCCACCGCAUGAGCGCACCCACCCCAGCUCGGUGUACUCUCUCCAGCUGCCCACUCCCUGUGGACGAAGCCCUGUCGGCGUUAAGCUGAACCAGUUGGUACCACUAGCUCAUCGUCAUUGUCCCGCGCGCCAGCCGUGUAACGCCGCACCGCGCUCGGACACCCCAGAGAACCGCGUCACAGUCUGGAAAUGGGCCGCGCGACAGCGGCAAGCGCGAUGGACGAGCCGUGUCAAGCUGAACAGUCGACCGCAAACCCGAGGCGGUCUUUGUUGAGGAAAUGGAGAGACAGCAUCGUCUUCAACAAGGGCGACACACUCGUCUUCCCUGCAGAGGGCCAUUCGACAGGGGAAACCGAGACGGGACUCUCACCGGGCGUAACCCUCAAUGUCGCACCGAGGAUGCCGCCAGAGCUUUGCGACAGGAUCAUCGACCAUCUCUACCAUGACCGCGAUGGCCUUGUCGCAUGCUCCCUGACGUGUCGAGCAUGGCUGCCUGCGUCGCGACUUCACCUCUUCAGACACGUUCGCCUGCAAAGCAAGACCAUCCCAUCAUUCUUGUCCAUCCUCACAGCGAAUCCCGCCAUUGGGCCGUAUGUGGAAGAUGUGAUGAUCCUGGCAGGGAGCCAGGGGUUCACCAUACCAGAGAUUGACCAAAUGAGGACGUUGCAGUCAUUGAAAGAGAUCCUGGACCGACUUCCAGCUGUGAAGAUUCUCAGGAUCCCUGUCUUCUUCCGCAUAUCCAUCAUCGAGACGGUGAUUCUUGCGGCACUGUCCAAGUCGCUGCAGGCCAUAUUCUUCUCCGGCCUCUUCAUAACUGACCUCCGGUCGCUCUCCGAUCUAUUAGCCUCCUUCCCUCAUUUGCAGUCGGUCGCAUUCUCGAACGAGGUUUUGUGGCUGCCCGUCAUUCCUUUGCCCCCGCCAAAAGACGGCCAAAUUACCCCUACUCUUCCCCUCCGCCAUCUACGCAUCAGUGUCCCUCCCAAGGAACACGGCGCCGCGGAUUUCGUGAAGUGGUUGAAUUGGCGCUUCAAGCUCCAGGAAUUGCGCAGUAUUAGUAUCCGGUAUGGCGAGCUAUUCCGGAGUCGUGGCAUGCCAUCUGGCGUCGGACAGCUGUUCAGCAAGCUCGGACCAUCGCUCGAGAAGCUAGAGAUUGUAAUGCCUCGCGAUGUGCGCCUCAAAGCCAUGCACUUUGACCUGAGUCAUUGCACGAAAUUGAAGCACAUCUCGUUCCCGUUGCCCAAGAAGUUCAAGGAUCUCGGUGUCAUCCGCAGCGGCCAGUACUUCUUCCCGGCGUGGGCUGCAAUAUUCUUGUCCCGCGUCAAGACCGACAGCGUGCGCUCCAUUGCGUUCACGCUCAACUUCCAGAGCAACAACGACCUCCGCGACCUCGCAUACAUUGAGGAGAUCGCCUUGCCGCUGUCGCGGCCGGAAUUCAGCCAUCUGACGAAAGUCGAGUUCAGGAUCGCGGGCCGCUUCGAGCUGCAGAUCCGGCGGUUCAUCAAGGAGGAGUUGCCUGAGCUGUAUGCUCGUGGGAUCGUCUCUUUUGUGUGAGUAAUGCGAGAGAUGUUUGGCGCGGUCGUUUCUGAUUACUUGAGAUGCAGGGCUGUCAAACCUCCGUCUCGUCCCCCUACGCACAAACGAUCGUGUUCAGAGAUGGCGCUUCGUAGCAUCCACAUUGUAUGAUGCAUUGAUGUAUUUAUUGGCACUGUCAUCUUGCUCUCUCGUUGCACUUACGCAUGGACUUUCGCUGCUUUCUGUACAUGUAACUUACUGGUAGCUUGACAUUACACCGUGCUGCUGAGUACGUCUUCUGAACACGUACUUAUCUCUGAUAUCUCAUCAGGAUCUCAUAACAGCGCCGAGUGUGUUGCUGCAAUCUGAGCCAACUUCACCUACAAGUAAGUAUAACACACUAACAGUACAUGCCACUGUAGUUACGCCGAACUCUCUGUUGGGUAGCGUCGGUACUAGAAUUGGAGGUCGACGCGGUCGAAGUGUAUGUAAGUUAAGAUAGGCGCCGUUUAGUGUGGAUUUCAAUGAGAU